Molecule: messenger RNA, 2856 nt
Organism: Spirodela intermedia
Lineage: Eukaryota; Viridiplantae; Streptophyta; Magnoliopsida; Alismatales; Araceae
Source: the annotation of a GenBank genome assembly
AUGGCGCUGGAAGAUUUCUUCACCUUAUCUGAGAUGAAAGAUGGGCUUGCUAAUCUUGUCAGAGUCGAAGAGCUACUCUCCAUCAUGCACAAUCAGAAGGACAGCAUUAGAAAUAUCGUAGGGGAUGCGGCCAGACAGUGGGCAACCGUUGCCAACAUCAUUGCUGCCACAGAGAGAAAGGACUGUCUUGAUCACUUUAUACGGCUGAAUGGGCUCUCGUACCUGAACCACUGGCUGCAGGAGGCUCAGAAGCAGAGUGACGACAACAGUGACUCCUCCACAGAGGAGUUGAUCAGCGCAACACUCCGGGCCCUCGAGAGGCUCCCCGUGGAGAGGGAUGCGUCUUCUGCCUCUGGAAUUGGGGUGACAAUCAAACAGCUCCAUGGCUAUGGGAGAGGCGAAAAUAUCCAAGAAAAGGUGGAAUCUCUGUCCCUGAAGUGGAGCCUCUCUGAGGAUAGCGACAUGAACUGUCAGCCUGCAGAUGGAGAAGUAGCAUCCUGUAAUGAUGGGCUGAAGUCUUCGCCUCAGGCACCGGGGGAGGAGCAGCAGCAGCAGGAGGAGGAGGAGGAGGGUGUGCAGUCGGCAGAUCCAGCUCUUGGGGUUCCUCCUUCUGAUGAUCUGCCUGAUGAAGGUGUGGCAGAUGAGAGCGUGACUAACCAGAAAUCAUCUGAUCAAUCUUCCCCUUGUGACCUCUCAAACGCUGUGGACAAGGAUGGAGCUUCAGCGGAAGUCAACGCGCAAAGUUCUUCACCUGCACCCGCUCCCAGUCAAGAGAACCUCCCCACAGCCGAGCCUGUCCUUGCUGCAUCAGGUUCGGCAUCAACUGCCCCAUCCCCUCCUCCGGAGGCUGGAGACAAAGACGCUGACGAAAAAUCCGACGCCUCCGAUGGAAACGAUGCAUCUAACGGGGUCGAAGAUAUGGAUAUCGAGGUGAAUAUGAAAGAACCGAGCCCAUGUGCCAGCAGCCCGAACGACGUCCCCUACAUUUCUCCUGAGACUUCUCUCCGCAAGAUGGAUGUCAUGGGCAAAUCCAGCGACGGCAAGGCGACAGGAAAUGAGCCCGGCUUGAAGGCGGAGAAGAGCGUGGAGUCCAAGAUCUCAAGUGCCUCCUCGAAAAGAUCAGUUAAUGCAAAAGCUGUUGUUAGUGAGUUAAAGCAGGGAAGAUCAGAGAUCGGGCUCGACUACGGAGAGAUUGACGCGCUGGAGGUUGCAAGGCAGGUCGCCAUUGAGGUAGAACGAGAGGUUGUGGACUACAGAGAGCCUUUCUGCAGCUCUUCUCCCGAAGUGACCUCUGGAGGCGAGAAUAUGGACUCCAGCAGCAUAGAUCUCGCAGAGAACACCACCAGGGGGGGGGCUGGCAGCGAAGAGCGGAAUGAAAAUGGGUCCUCCAGCAAAAAGGAUGUCUCUGAGGACUCCUCUUCAAAGGACAGCACCAGGAACUCAGAUGCUGCAGCGGGCGUUAAAAAAUCGGCCGCCGAGCCAGCCUCACCCAAGUCGGUCUCUUCAGUUCACGAGUCUGUCGGCAAUUCUGAAAAGAAGACGUGUGAUUUUGAUCUGAACGAGGACUUCUGCUCCGAGGAAGCUGACUGCCCGAUGGCUCCGACGGCAGCUCCGGCCACCAACUUGUCCACCCCGAUCCCUGUGGCGGCACCAAAGGGGGCGGCGGCCUUACCGGUCACCCCGCUACACUUUGAGGGGGAGCUGGGCUGGCGGGGCUCUGCCGCCACCAGCGCCUUCCGACCAGCCUCCCCUCGGAGAACCCCGGAUGGCGAGAGAUCCCUGUCAGGCCCGAAGCAGAAGGCCGCCUUCUUCACGAUCGACUUGAACAUAGCAGAUGGUGAGGACAAUGAGGAUUCUGCAGUCAAUAAUAACCUGCUAGAUGGGCGCUCCUCCAGCAUCCCUUCGGACAAGUCCUCCAUGGAGAUGAGCUCUCGAGCAGACAGGCUGAAGCUGGACCUUAACCGCAGCGAGGACGAGGAUAUCAUCCCGAACCAGGCCUCCUACUGGAGGCCCCCCUACCACCAGCACCACCAGAACGGCAACCGCUGCACGUCCCCUGCCUCAUCGUCCUCUUCAAGGCAGCCCUCGUUGAGGGAUUUUGAUCUCAAUGAUGACCCGUCGACAUUCGAUGCAUGCGGAUCAAGCAGCCUCGGCAUAUCAACUUCCAAGGAGUCGGCCGCCUACAGAGGCUACAACAAAUUUGAGGAUCCGGCGGCGGUCACGAUCAUGGGCUCGAGGAUGGCGGUCGAAAGGAGGGAUCUCGCCGCCCAGCAGACUCAACGGGCCACCUUCUCAGGGAGCAGCAGCGGGCUUUGCUUGGACUCUGGGGCUGCCACCAGAGGAGCAUCGGCACCAUACCCCCCUAUGCCACCGCAUGGGUUUAGCUACCACGGGCUUCAAAUGGGGCCUGCCAUGUCCAUCCUGCCGCCCUUUUAUGGGCCUGGCUCCAUCCCCUACAUGGUGGACUCAAGCGGCACUGCCGUCGUGCCCCAGAUACUGAGCUCACCAGGGCUCGGUGCCACCGGAGGCAGCAGUGGCGGCAGCGGUGGCAGGCCGCCUUUUUUCAUGAGUGUGGUCGGCCCCCCGUCGGGGCUGAACAUGGUCGGCGGUGGUGGCCCGAGGCCCGGCCUGGAUCUGAAUUCUGGCGCUGCUCACGGUGGCGAAGGCGGUGGCGGCAGGGAGAUCAUUGGGAAUUUCAAGCAUAUGCAGGGGAGCAGCGGGUUUAUGGAGGACCGGGUGGCGUCUGCCUCCCAGAUGCCUGCAGGGUCGGGCAUGGUAUUGAAACGGAAGGAGCCAGAAUGCGGCUGGGAUCCGCCUUACACAUUUGGGUGCAAGCAAGCGACCUCAUGGCAGUAG